CAGCGGUCCGAACUGACGACGAUGACAAAGAGCGUGCCUGUGUCGUUGGAGCCCCAUGAGCAAUUGGCGACGUUUGCCGCGGGGUGUUUCUGGAGCGUCGAACUGAACUUCCAACGCUUGGAAGGUGUGGUGGAGACGCACGUCGGAUACAUCAACGGUACGACCGUGAACCCGACGUACAAGGAAGUGUGCAAAGGCGACACGAACCACGCCGAAGCCGUUCAGAUCAAGUUUGACACAAACACGAUCACGUACAAGGAACUGCUGGACAAGUUUUUCUCGAUCCACGACCCUACGACGCUGAAUCGUCAAAAGAACGACGUUGGGACGCAGUACCGGUCUGGCAUUUUCUACCACAACGACGAGCAAAAGGAGGAAGCUGAAGCAGCCAAGGCCGCACGAGCUGAGGAGAUCAAAGCCGAAAUCGUCACGGAAAUCGUUCCUGCGCAAACGUUUUAUCAUGCUGAAGAAUACCACCAAAAGUACUUGGAAAAGGGCGGCCAGUGUGCUGCCAAGGGCGCCACCGACCAAAUCCGUUGCUACGGUUAGAGACUUCUAAUGCCCUUGUUGUACAUCUUUAGUACUGUCUCCA
This is a messenger RNA of Aphanomyces invadans, 592 nucleotides long. Its product is annotated as peptide-methionine (S)-S-oxide reductase. The record is from RefSeq and is a predicted model, not a curated record. The transcript has a single exon. Gene Ontology annotation, molecular function: peptide-methionine (S)-S-oxide reductase activity. Lineage: Eukaryota; Oomycota; Saprolegniomycetes; Saprolegniales; Verrucalvaceae. The coding region runs from base 22 to 549 and encodes 175 amino acids.